CAGUUGCAAAAGAGCAGGGGUGUGGCUUCACAAAUAAUUCUUUGAAUUUCUUCUGAGGGCUCCUGCGCUAUGAGAGUCCUGGAGGAUUUUUCACUGAAGGAUAAGCUCGAAAAAUCAGAGGAAGACAGUGUUUAAUUGCUGAAGGGGAGACCAUAUUCCUGAGGCUGGUGCUGAAUUCUCUGCGGUGGUUCCAAGUGGCUCUGAGCAGGAUGGCAGUGAUCUCUUGGCUGGCUUGUCUCUUGGCUUGUUUGCAGUGUCUGUGGACCCCAGCUGAUGGUGGGAAGCUGUUGGUUAUUCCUGUUGAUGGGAGCCACUGGCUAAGUAUACAACUCAUAGUAGAGGAGAUCCAUGGCAGAGGACAUCAGGUAGUUAUUGUGAAACCCGAAAAUAGCUUGCUGAUCAAGACUCCGCUUCACUACACCACCAUAUCCUUCCCCAUUUCCUACAGCAAAGCUGAGGUGGAUGAGUUAUAUGAAAGCCUUAUACAGAUGGCUUUUUAUGAUGGGACAUUUUACCAAAAGCUGAGCCAAACCCUGCAACAUGUAAGUAAAGUCAGGCAGUACUUCCUUGGCAUCUGUAAAGAUCUCUUGUUUAAUACCAGGCUUCUAGAGGAUCUGGCCAAAGAGCAUUUUGACGCUUUGCUGACUGACCCCUUUGUACCCUGUGGUGCCAUUGUUGCGGAAUAUCUCUCCCUGCCCACGGUCAACCUGCUGCGAGGACUCCCUUGCGGCUUGGACAAUUCAGCCACACAGUGCCCCAGGCCGCUCUCCUACGUGCCGAGAAUUUUCACCGGGAACACCGACCAAAUGACUUUCCUCCAAAGGACUCUGAACGUGCUAGCCAAUUUUGGCGAGUCGCUGCUGUGCUGGUACAUCUACUCCCCUUUCGAGGAGCUGGCCCAGAGGUUCCUGCAGAGAGACGUGACCGUGGUCCAACUACUGAGUAAGGCCUCCAUCUGGCUGAUGCGUUAUGACUUCACCAUUGAGUACCCAAAGCCCCUGAUGCCAAAUAUGGUGCUAGUGGGCGGCAUCAACUGCCAGGAGAGGAAACCUUUAUCACAGGAUUUAGAAGAGUUUAUGAACAGUUCUGGAGAACAUGGAGUUGUGAUCUUCUCCUUGGGGUCAAUGAUGGCAGACAUGCCAAUCAGAACAGCCAAUCAGAUUGCUGCAGCAUUGGGUCAAAUUCCUCAGAAGGUGCUGUGGAGGCACGCUGGAGAAACCCCUUCAAAACUGGGAUCAAAUACUAAACUGGUGAAGUGGCUACCACAGAAUGAUCUGCUGGCACAUCCUAAAACGCGAGCUUUUCUGACCCAUGGAGGGUCGCAUGGAGUCUAUGAGGCUAUCUGCAGUGCUGUUCCAAUGGUAUUAUUGCCCUUGUUUGCGGACCAGAUAGAAAAUGCAGAACGUAUGAAGCAUCGAGGAGUUGGUGAAGUCAUGAGUUUGAAAGCUCUCUCCUCUCAGGGUCUAAUCGAAGCCUUGAACACAGUCAUCAAUGAUACCAGAUACAAGGAAGUCAUCACCAAGAUGUCUUCUCUCUACAAGGAUCGCCCAAUGCAGCCCCUGGAGAUCUCUGCCUACUGGGUGGAGUUUGUGAUGAGGCACAGAGGAGCCGAGCAUUUAAGAGCUGCCGCUCACGACUACAACUGGAUCCAAUACCAUUGCCUGGAUGUCAUUGGAACUCUUGCCGCUGUGGUCUUUCUGUUCUUCUGCUUGGUGUUCAAGUGCUGUUUGUUCUGUCUACGCAGGGCAAAAGGUCGAGCAAAGAGGAAGUGUGACUAAUGUGCCUUUUUUCUGAAAACAAAGUGAGCCUUCCUCAGACCCUGGCUGGAACGGAAGGAUAAUCAACAAUAGUUAAACAAUUGCUACUGGACUGGCUUUUCAUCCCCAGAGUUUAUUUUUAGCACAAAUUUCACCACCUGCGAAGGUGGGAUUCAAAACUGUAUCCCUGAUCAUGAACCCAGGGUUCUUGAUUGCUGUCCAGUGACAUUACCACUGCUUCUGUUACACAAAGGCAAUUUUUGUGUUUGGCCAUGAGUGAAGGAGGAUAUAUGGACUUCAUUCAAAAUGGAACAAGUAUUUGAAUCAGGAACACCUUUCACAGUUUUACCUACCCGAAUAACCAGAGCUGAAGCCAUUGUAUGACAUUUCAUCCCAUGAAGGAAGACUAAUCUGGGGACUUUCCAUUCUUCUUGUUGCAUCACAACGUGAACACAGUAGAGGUCUUGAAUGAAUGACCUGAAAAGCUGGCAAAAGCACAAUCAGUGAUAACAUCAACAGCAAAUCAAAUGCUUGAAAAAAUGAAAUUUGCAGGGCCACAGAGAUAAGGCUGUGCCUUUAGUUUGUGCUCCCUAAGCUCUGAAGUUCCCUCUGCCUUCCCUACCUCUUGCUUCUCCUUUGACAUUUUCUAGAAUAUGUGGAUUGGGCGUGCUAAAUUGCCCACAGUGUCCAGGGAUGUAUAGACUAGGUGGAUUAGAUUAGAUUCCUUACAGUGUGGAAACAGGACCUUCGGCCCAACAAGUCCACACCGCCCCUUGGAGCAUCCCACCCAGACCCAUCCCCCUAUAACCCACACACCCCUGAACACUAUGGGCAAUUUAGCAUGGCCAAUCCACCUAGCCUGCACAUCUUUGGACUGUGGGAGGAAACCAGAGCAUCUGGAGGAAACCCAUGCAGACACGGGAAGAAUGUGCAAACUCCACACAAACAGUCACCCGAGGCUGGAAUUGAACCCGGGUCCCUGGUGCUGUGAGGCUGCAGUGCUAACCAUUGAGCCACCAAGCCGUCCCAAAUUAGCCAUGGGAGAUGCAGGGUUACAGGGAUCUGGCAUGGGAUUGGGUCUGGGUGGGAUUCUCUUCGCAGAAUCGAUAAAGACUCAAUGGGCAAAUAGCCCGCUUCCACACUGUGAGAUUCUAUUUUAUAAUUCAGUACCCUUUAUCAGUGGGAGAGAAGGUAAACAGGAGGCAUGGAGAGCUGAGGGGACUGGAGAGCAAGAAGGGUGGAAGAAAAUCCAAAGGAGAGAUAGAUUUGGAAAUAGGGAUGUGUGAAAGCAGCAGUGAGGGGCAUGAGGGCACGGAGAAUGGGUGAAGGAGUGGGAGAUGGGAGGGAUGGACAGAGCUGAGUGUAAACAGGAUAGAGAAGGACAAUGGGGUAUUUUGAUAGCUCUUUCAAAGAGCCGGCAUAGGUGCAAUUGGUCAAAUAGCCUCCUCCUGUGUUACAUGAUUCUGUAUAUUGGAUGUAUGGAGAUAUGAAGUACACAGGACUAGGCAUUCGGAAUAUCCUGACCCGAUGAUACUGUGUUCAUUACACGGUAGAAAAUGUAUUGCUGAAACAGACUGUCAGAGCUGGUGAGCAGCAUCACGCCUAUAUUAAAGCUUUCCAUGUAACUA
Messenger RNA from Stegostoma tigrinum, 3385 nucleotides. Its product is annotated as UDP-glucuronosyltransferase 1A1-like. The record is from RefSeq and is a predicted model, not a curated record. NCBI's taxonomy places the organism in Eukaryota, Metazoa, Chordata, Chondrichthyes, Orectolobiformes, Stegostomatidae. The transcript is spliced from 7 exons. Gene Ontology annotation, molecular function: UDP-glycosyltransferase activity. Bases 210 to 1778 code for a protein of 522 amino acids.